AGAUCACAUUUAAGUGAGCAUAGGACGUGGAAGUGUUGAGAUGAGGAGGAUUGAGAACACCACCGACCGGCAAGUUACGUUCUCCGAUAGGCGGGACGGGUUGCUGGAGAAGGCGCAUGAGCUCGCCGUCCUCUGCGAUGCCCAGAUCGGACUCAUCAUCUUUUCCAGCAGUGGGCAGAUGUUCGAGUACUGCAGUCCCCACUCCAGCAUGUGCCAGAUUAUUGAUAGAUUCAAGAAAGCAUCAGGCACUCGAAUUCAGGAAUACGAUGAUAAACAGCAGAUAUACUGUGAGAUGACGAAAAUGAAGAAUGAGAAUGACAAGCUGCGAGAAACCAUGCGACACUUAACUGCGGAGGAUCUCACCACUCUCACCAUGACCGAUUUGAAACACCUUGAUAAGCAACUUGAAGCUUCUUUAGAUCGAGUCCGCUCAAGGGAGAUCCAGUUGCUCAAAGAAGAGCUUGACGACUUGCGUAGAAAGGAGCAGUGCCUUUUGGAAGUACACAACAAUGAAUUCUCGAGAGCGCUUUUUGAACGCCAAAAGGCAAAGAAGCCCCUGGUGAUAGAUGACCCAGCGCCGGUCGAUGACUUUGUCACUGAAGAUGAGCAACCCAGAGACCUACUUCAGGUGAUAGAUGCCCCACCGCUGGUCGACGACUUUGGCACCUUCGAUCAAGAUGAGCAAUCCAGAGACCUGCUUCAGCUUUCUCCUCCUUUCUCCAACUGGCUUCAACCCACUCAGCCAAACCUGCAAGAACCAAACUUCCAUCACCAUGCUUGCAGCUCUGGCUGUCCUGCUGAUGAUGAAAUGUCUGGAAUGCGUAUUAACUAGUGAAGAAAGAACUUUAAAGUCGGGGCAGAGAAAUGAAGACAUCUAUUUAGUUAUGUUUUAGUUUCUUUUUUCAUGCUAAUUAGAAGAGCAGACU
Messenger RNA from Nymphaea colorata (pocket water lily), 926 nucleotides. Its product is annotated as MADS-box protein AeAP3-2-like. NCBI's taxonomy places the organism in Eukaryota, Viridiplantae, Streptophyta, Magnoliopsida, Nymphaeales, Nymphaeaceae. The transcript has 7 exons. Gene Ontology annotation, molecular function: protein dimerization activity; DNA-binding transcription factor activity, RNA polymerase II-specific; RNA polymerase II cis-regulatory region sequence-specific DNA binding. The record is from RefSeq and is a predicted model, not a curated record. Gene Ontology annotation, cellular component: nucleus. The coding region runs from base 41 to 832 and encodes 263 amino acids. Gene Ontology annotation, biological process: positive regulation of transcription by RNA polymerase II.